AUGGGCGCAUGCUUUUCUUCUCAAAACUUCGAGGUCACAGAUGCAGACAGGGCUUUGCAUAAGAAAGCUGAAAAGGAGCUCAAGGAGGCCAAGGCCAAAAUGGCGACACAAGUCAAGGUUUUACUUUUGGGAUCUGGGGAUUCUGGAAAAUCGACGGUACUAAAGCAAAUGCGUCUCAUCUAUAAAAAUCCGUUUUCACCGCAAGAAGUAGAGUCAUAUCGGCAGUUCACGUUUGACAAUCUUACUGGUGACUUGAAGUGUAUCCUCGAUGCGAUGAAGGAUAUGAAUCUCAAAGUUUCGGAGGACAACAUUGACUCUAUCGAUGUCGUUAACAAUGCGCGAUACUUGAAGGACGGAGAGCCGUUCCCGAUGGAGUACCUUGAGCCGAUCAAGGCGCUUUGGUCUGAUGCUGGUAUUCGCAAGGCAUGGCGGAGAGGGAAUGAAGCAGCUCUACCUGAAAACUUGGAGUAUUUCUUCUCGGACCUUGAUCGUCUAUUCGAUCCCCAGUAUCUUCCGACUGAGCAGGAUAUCAUACAAUGUCGCGUUCGGACGAUUGGGAUCAAGGAAACAGUCUUGUAUCUUCAAGAACGCGAGCUCACUAUGGUUGAUGUCGGCGGCCAAAAGUCUGAGAGGCGGAAAUGGAUUCAUUGUUUUCAGGACGUGACGAGUAUCCUGUUCCUCGUCAGUUUGAGUGGGUAUGACCAAUGUCUGGUCGAGGAUAAGGACGCGAAUCAAAUGCAAGACGCGAUGACCAUAUGGGACUCGGUGUGCCACUCGCAGUGGUUCAAGAACACUUCGGUUAUCUUAUUCUUGAACAAGAAUGACCUCUUCGAAAAGAAGAUACCGCAUUCUGAUAUCAGAAAUUUCUUCCCAGAUUUUGAUGGUGAGCGAGGUGAUGUUCGUGCAGGUCGCGAUUACUUCAAACGUCGGUUCAUGAAAUUGGCCACUAACACUGGUCGGAAGAUAUAUAUUCACAUAACGACGGCGAUUGACACCGCCAUGCUUCGGCCCGUAAUGGCCACUGUAGAAGGUACGCUACGUCACAUUUGUUCUAUUGUGUCUGGUAACGUACGCAUCUCUCUCUCUCUUCCUCGUUGAAUCCGUGCUGUUCUGCUUUGAUUGCUAUCCUAUAUCCAUCCUUGCUUUCUGCAACAUUCAUGUAUUAUCACGACCCUACGACUGUCAUUACCUCCAUCCUUACAUCAAUUUCACUCGCAUUAUCAUUAUUCACACUUGGAUGUGUGAACAUUCUGUUUGCUAGGGUCGUGUUUUACAUCAUAACGGCACGUCUUUAUA
Desarmillaria tabescens is the source of this 1296-nucleotide messenger RNA. Its product is annotated as heterotrimeric G protein alpha subunit 4. Gene Ontology annotation, biological process: G protein-coupled receptor signaling pathway. Gene Ontology annotation, molecular function: G-protein beta/gamma-subunit complex binding; guanyl nucleotide binding; GTPase activity. The transcript is spliced from 12 exons. The record is from RefSeq and is a predicted model, not a curated record. The coding region runs from base 1 to 1098 and encodes 365 amino acids. Gene Ontology annotation, cellular component: heterotrimeric G-protein complex. NCBI's taxonomy places the organism in Eukaryota, Fungi, Basidiomycota, Agaricomycetes, Agaricales, Physalacriaceae.